AUGUCGUUGCCAAUGAAUUCACUGUACUCGCUCACCUGGGGCGAUUAUGGCACAUCUCUGGUAUCAGCCAUACAAUUGUUGCGGUGCCAUGGCGACCUCGUCGAUUGCACACUGGCAGCCGGCGGACGCAGUUUCCCAGCCCACAAAAUCGUGCUCUGUGCGGCUUCUCCAUUUCUAUUGGACUUGCUAAAGAACACGCCAUGCAAACAUCCAGUGGUGAUGUUGGCCGGCGUCAAUGCCAACGAUUUGGAGGCACUGCUGGAGUUCGUUUAUCGGGGCGAAGUAAGCGUCGAUCAUGCGCAGCUACCAUCGCUGCUGCAGGCGGCGCAGUGCCUCAAUAUUCAAGGCCUGGCACCGCAAACAGUGACUAAGGAUGACUACACAACGCACUCGAUACAACUGCAGCAUAUGAUACCCCAGCACCAUGACCAGGACCAAUUGAUAGCGACUAUUGCCACGGCACCGCAGCAAACUGUGCACGCACAGGUUGUGGAGGAUAUACACCACCAGGGACAGAUUCUGCAGGCAACCACACAGACUAAUGCAGCCGGACACCAGCAAACGAUUGUGACAGCAGACGCAUCCAAACACGAUCAGGCAGUAAUACAGAGUUUCUUGCCGGCGCGCAAACGUAAACCGCGCGUCAAGAAAAUGUCACCAACGGCACCGAAGGUCCCUAAAAUGGAAGGCAUGGACACGAUUAUGGGCACACCGACAUCCUCUCAGUUGGCCGCACAGCAGCAGCAGCAAGUGGUACAGCAGCAGCAGGUUCUGGACGAAAAUGGAGCCGAAACGCAACUGUUAACCAGCACACCGAUAAUCAAGAGCGAAGGACAAAAGGUUGAGACAAUUGUCACAAUGGACCCCAACAAUAUGAUACCCGUGACAUCGGCAAAUGCGGCCACUGGCGAAAUAACAACUGCGUCUGGAACAACCGUAACGCCCGGCGCUAGCGGAAGUACCGCCACGCCAAAGGCCAAACGCACUAAACAUCCGCCUGGGACAGAAAAGCCUCGGUCACGCUCACAAUCGGAACAACCUGCUACUUGCCCCAUUUGCUAUGCCGUCAUACGUCAAUCGCGCAAUCUGCGUCGCCAUCUCGAGCUGCGGCACUUUGCCAAGCCGGGCAUCAAAAAGGAGAAGAAAAGUAAGUCGGGUAAUGAUACCACACUAGACACCAGCGGUGAGCUCAAUAACACAACCGUGGGCGACACCAGUGGAGGCGGUGGCGGCAGCGGAAGCAGCGGCGCCGCUGCGCAGCAGCAGCAGGCACCCAGCGGCAAGAAACCUGGCGGCAGCACACCCGGCUCUGUGCAGUCGCAGUCGGGCGGCAGCGGAGCGCUGAGCUCCAGCGGAGUUGUGCCCCAAGUGCAAACGGUGCAGUCGCUUCAUCCGAUGCAGAGCGUACAAGUCAAAAAGGAUCCCGAUGCACAACAGCAGCAGCAACAACAACAACAACAGCAGCAGCAGCAGCAGCAACAGCAACAAACAAUGACAGUAACCACCACGGCCGGGGGCCAAGUGCAACAGCAGCAGGUGCAGCAGGUUCAGGUGCAACAACAACAGCCAUUGCAGCAUCACCAGAUCAUCGAUUCGUCCGGCAACAUGACAACGCCGACAACCAGCGCCCAAGCGGCCGCCCAGCAACAGGCGAAUAAUCAGCAGCAGCAGCAACAGCAGCUCGUAGCCCAGUCAGAUGGUAGCGAGAGCGGUACGCCGUUAUCUAUUGCCCAGGUGCAAACGUUGCAGGGUCAUCAGAUAAUUGGCAAUUUGAAUCAGGUGAAUAUGACUGAUUUUCAACAGCAACAACAAUCACAACAACAACAACAACAACAGCAGCAGCAGCAGCAACAGCAGCAGCAACAACAACAACAACAACAAACACAACCACCACAGACGCUUUGAGUAGCACGUACAACUCUGACGAAUCGAACCGAAUCAUAGACCCCUUUAUUAUAAACCCAAUCCCUGACUUGGUUCUCCAAUAUGCUUAACUCUUCCCGGAAUGUGUGUAGUAAAAUAUAUACCAUAUAAACUUGGAUAUGUGCAGCAAACUAUGCAACCCAAUGACGAGCUGUGCUAGUGCCUAGACAACUAUUUUGCCUAAAUCUGGGCCCGAUCAGAUCAAUCACAUAUGAACUAAAAUCAGGGCUGCAAACCGGCUUAGAAUCGAUUCCGAUUUC
Molecule: messenger RNA, 2183 nt
Organism: Drosophila montana
Lineage: Eukaryota; Metazoa; Arthropoda; Insecta; Diptera; Drosophilidae
Product: transcription activator GAGA
Exons: 6
Coding region: 1-1905 (634 amino acids)
Biological process (GO): regulation of transcription by RNA polymerase II
Cellular component (GO): nucleus
Molecular function (GO): protein binding
Source: RefSeq, a predicted model, not a curated record